AUGACACUUCAAGUUUACCGCGACCAAAUCCUCGAGCCAGUAGUUGGUCAGUGGAUUCGUGAUGGCCAGUCGUUCGUCCUCGAGGAAGAUAACGACUCUGGACAUGGUACCGGUAAAGUAAACAUCGUUAGGACAUGGAAACGGAAAAACGGCCUGAAUUCGUACUUUAAUUGUGCGCAAAGCCCGGACUUGGCGCCUAUUAAAAGGGCCUGGGCAUGGCCGAAGCGGAAAGUCGUGUCCCAGAGUGUCUGGGAUGACGAGAGUCUACAAACGCUGGCAGAGGAGGGCUGGGCCGAAUUAAAACAGUCUACGAUAAACGGCUGGAUUGACAAGUUUCCAGAGAUACUUAAACAAGUGGCCGAAGACGACGAAUUGGCUGGUAAAAUGUCAGGUUUUUGA
Messenger RNA from Sporothrix schenckii 1099-18, 399 nucleotides. RefSeq lists its product as uncharacterized. The transcript has a single exon. NCBI's taxonomy places the organism in Eukaryota, Fungi, Ascomycota, Sordariomycetes, Ophiostomatales, Ophiostomataceae. The record is from RefSeq and is a predicted model, not a curated record. Gene Ontology annotation, molecular function: nucleic acid binding. The coding region runs from base 1 to 399 and encodes 132 amino acids.